This is a messenger RNA of Cylas formicarius (sweet potato weevil), 4036 nucleotides long. It is a transcript of the gene Ehbp1, whose product is annotated as EH domain-binding protein 1. The transcript is spliced from 13 exons. The record is from RefSeq and is a predicted model, not a curated record. Lineage: Eukaryota; Metazoa; Arthropoda; Insecta; Coleoptera; Brentidae. Bases 438 to 3296 code for a protein of 952 amino acids. Gene Ontology annotation, molecular function: protein binding.
GAUAUCAAUUCCGUCACUCGAUUCUAUAAAUAAAUUAUUGACACUGACGGGCCCUUGGCUGAAAAACAAGACUACAGUACUUAAAAUGCGUAUUAAACUAUAAGUUCAGACCGAGUUGUAGUUCAGGUAUGAUAUCGCAUAGGAAAAUGUGCCAGCACCAAAUUUAAUUCAAGUGGCUUAGAAUUUUGAUUUUUAGUGAUCCUAGUGGUAUUUAUUUCGUUUGCUAACCACUCUCGGUUUUAUCGCAGCGAUAGACGUUAUGUUGUUUUGGUUGUGUUUUCCGGCAGUGUUUAGGAACAGCCCGAUAAGCCGAAACAGCGAUGAAGACACCAUCCUGUUUCUCUUAUUUUUGCAUGACUUUUGUUUGCACUUGAUGCAUGUACUGUAGUGCCGUGGUUGUGUAUUUAGAGCGGGUUUAUUAUUAAAAAUUUACCAACAUGCAGUCCUGUGUCGGAAUCGAGGGGAGAAAUAUGGGCUCCGUUUGGAAGCGUCUGCAGAGGGUCAACAAAAGGGCUGCCAAGUUUCAAUUCACAGUUUCCUAUCACCAGUUGGCAGUCGAUUUUAGCUCUAAAUGGCAACCGCACAAAUUGUCACUGGUGUGGUCCCGCCGAUCGCGCAGGGUGGCGUCCGCCCCGAUGCCGUGGGAACCGACCCUUCAGAACCCCUAUAAGGGCCUGGUCGUUUGGCCGGUUCCCGAGAACCACCAGGUCGCGAUCACCUUGUUCAAGGACCCCAGAACCAACGAAUUGGAAGACAAGGAUUGGUCGUUCAUUAUAGAAGACAUCCCAGCCACCGGUAAACGCCGUCAGCUCGCCAUCGCGCAUUUGAACAUGCGAAAAUACGCUAGCGUGGAGUCGUCGCAGACGGAACUGCAGAUCGUCUUUAAGCCGACAACGAAAAAAAUCACCGGCGCUAAACUGGACUUCACGUUGUCUUGCGUGUUUCUGCGCGAAGGGAGAGCAACGGACGAGGAUAUGCAGUCCAUGGCGUCGCUAAUGUCCGUGAACAACAACAGCGACGACAUCGCCGCUCUAGAAGAUGUUGAUGACGAGGAUUUCUCGCAGAGCGACAGCCUGAUGAAGAACAGCCUCUAUGAGGUGACGCAGAACCUGCAGCAGAUGACGAACUCGUUGUCUGGGUCCGAUUUCGCCAGCACCCCCGUAAGCGUCAACAGUAUCCAGUCGUUGCCCCAAGACGACAAAACGCCCACCGCGGAAACAGUGUCGCCGUGUAGGGAAGUGCCGACCAAGGUGGUCAGAAAUAUCCCGCCUCCGAAGGAGAGCGACUUCGUCGAACCGGAUCGGGAUUUUUAUUCGGAAGAGUGUUCGGACGUGCUCGAACGCCUCGAUAGUUCGGACGAUACGUCGAAAGUUAACGCUAGCGGCGUAGAGUCGAAGUUCACCGACGGGGACAAGGAAAACGGAAACAGGAGCGUCGGCUUGAAACCGCUGGAGCUCGAUAAGGAUUAUAUCGAGACGCCGAAAAAUUCGCAGAAGUUGACGACACCCGGUCAGGACUUGCUCGAAUGGUGCAAGGAAAUGACGAAAAAUUACACGGGCGUUAAAGUUACCAACUUAACGACCAGUUGGAGAAACGGUAUGGCGUUUUGCGCGCUGAUUCACCACUUCCGGCCCGAACUGGUCAAUUUCGACUCGCUCUCUCCCCACGAUAUCAAGUCGAACUGUAAAAUCGCUUUCGACGCCGGCGAUAAACUCGGUAUCCCUAGAGUAAUAGAACCGUCGGACAUGCACAUGCUGGCCGUUCCCGAUAAAUUGGCGGUUAUGACGUAUCUGCAUCAGCUGCGCGCACACUUCACCGGCCACCAGCUUGAGGUGCAGCAAAUAGGUCGGACGGCGGACGAAAGCAACUACGUCAUAGGCAAGUUUAACACCGACAAGGACACGGACAUAACGAAACAGGUAUUCGGUCAGGAGAUACUCAAUCUGCGCAAGGCGAAACAGAAUAAGAAAGUUGAAAACGCGAAAGAGAAAGAGAUGAACCUGAUGAACAUCGAAAAGGGCGACGCGUCGAAAUUGAACCUUCCGCUAAAAAUAACGACGGAACCGCUGCCGUUUAGGGACGCGAUCAAGGAAAAGUCUCCGACUACCGUCAAAGACGUUAAGGAUAUAUUGUUGAGCAGUUCGAAGAGUAUCAUGAGUAAGGUGAUCGCAUCGCCGGGCAAAGAUAAACAUACUAAGAAGCAGGAAGACAAGAAACCUGACGUCAAAAAGCCGAUCCUGAUGACGAGGCGCGAGCUGACCGAUCCGUUCGGUUCGGACGACGACGAGGAGGUUCCGCCUCCUGUCGUCAACCCCAAAACGCCUGAAUUAAACUGCGAGGCGAAUGGAAUCGGCGACGCGGGCGACGGUAAAGGUGACGGAGACGUGUUCUCCGACUUGCCCAAACCGAAUCCGCAAAUUUUAAUGCGCCAUUCCGAGCAGCGGGAACGGGCGAGGCUGUUGCUGGAGCAAACGAAGAGGGACAGCUCGAACCCCACGUCGCCUGCAAAGUCUGAGGAGGAACGUCAAAAUCAGCUUCGCGAACGGGCGAGGAAGUUGCUUGCCGACGCGCGCAGGGGUUCCGCCCCCACCACCGAAAUAAUACGCAUUAGUCCGGAUUCCAUCAAAGCCUACGUGGAGGCCGAAGAAAAGCAAAAUAGUACAGAUUCCGAAAGGAAUGGUAAAAUAUACUCGCAAACUAGUGUACAUAGCAUCGAAGAAUACUCGAGUAAGUUUAGCCCUAGCGAUAGUCACAUGGAGAGGAUCACUCCGGACAAGUUACCAGACGAAUUAGGUUUAAAAGAGAUGGGAAUCGACGUGCAUACCUGGAUCGAUAAGGAGAUGGAAGACUUGGAACGGGAGCAAAGAGCCAUAGACGAGCAGGCGGCCAUCUUGGAGAAACAGCUUAGGCAAGUGAUGGACGCGUCCAGUAAAGAAGAGGAAGAGGCAUUGAUGGCCAAGUGGUUCAUGUUUGUGAACAAGAAGAACGCCCUCUUGCGUCGACAGAUGCAACUUAACAUAUUGGAGAAGGAGGCGGACCUCGAAACUAGGUACAAAAUGCUGAACGAAGAGUUGCGGAAAAUCGCAUCGGUGGAGGACUGGAGGAAGACAGAGGAGCAGAGAAAUCGGGAGCAGACCCUGCUGGACGAAUUGGUUCAGAUUGUUAAUAAAAGGGACGAGCUGGUUCACCAUUUGGAUAGUCAGGAGAAGGCAAUCGAGGACGACGAAAUUAUAGAGAAAGACCUUUCACAUAUCGAACUGCCGGCGGCAAAGGAUAGCAAUUGCGUAAUUUCGUAGAGGGCCCGUACACAUAUAUAUACACCGCAAUUUCUUCCAAACAAUCUCGAAUUCAUUUUUCGUUACGAAAUACGGUGCUUCUUGUGAUAUUUAAUUUAAGUCUUCGUCGAGUGCGUUCAAUCUUCACCGGCCUUCUUCAUUUUGACGUCGAUUGAAGAAAUUGUUGUAUUUGGUUUUAAGGGAUUGGUGGGUUCUGGAAGCAAUUGAAGCUGCCCUAAUUAACACUAUUGGGCGAUUCGUCCAAAAAUUUAACUCCCCCAUCGCUCAAAUGGAUGACAAAACGCUCCAAUCCCUUUAUAGGGUUUUUGUAUAUUGGUUGUAUAUUUUCGUUUUAAUUUAUUGAUUGUGAUUUAACUUAGCAUAAGGGAGGAUUAACAGAAUUGCCAAUUAUAUUUAUAAAAUUCGCGAACAAAAAAUCUGGCUGUAACUAUGAGCCAUCCACUGUCUUAGUGCAAUAUUUUCUCUCGCUUUUUCUCAAAUUAAUCGCGUUUCCGGCUGGGGUGCGGACUGAAUUUGGCGGGGCGGAAAAACCGAAAUUCGAUUUUAUUUUACCACCGCCCCAUACCCGUUCCGCGUUACCCCCCUCCGAGUUUUGGUUGUAAUGUUGGAUGUGACUUAGGAAAGCUUAAAAAAGUAGACUGCGGGCUUCGCGUGGUUUUCAGUGUAACAUAGUACUUUUUUAUGUCCCUAUUUAGGUUACUGUAAUUAAAUGUAAAUAAAAGACAUCUAAUACUAUAGAA